Messenger RNA from Oncorhynchus gorbuscha (pink salmon), 3053 nucleotides. RefSeq names its product STAM binding protein-like 1 (gene stambpl1). Gene Ontology annotation, biological process: protein K63-linked deubiquitination. Gene Ontology annotation, molecular function: metal-dependent deubiquitinase activity; K63-linked deubiquitinase activity; protein binding. The record is from RefSeq and is a predicted model, not a curated record. Gene Ontology annotation, cellular component: membrane; endosome. The transcript has 13 exons. Bases 458 to 1720 code for a protein of 420 amino acids. NCBI's taxonomy places the organism in Eukaryota, Metazoa, Chordata, Actinopteri, Salmoniformes, Salmonidae.
CCUUUAAAAAAAAAAUUAGGUGUGUCUAAGGACCUUUUCAGGAAGAUACGUUUGCCUACACAAACCGUAUUAGGCUACAGUUGAAAGCUAUUGCGAUGCCAAUUUUAACAAGACCAGGCAACAAUUGUGGGGCAUUUUCUCUUUUGUCCACCAGUGGACUGGAUUCCCCUCUCCACACAUCACUUCAUAGAGACCGCCGCUGCUGCCACCACCACCAACACCACAUCGCCGAUGCUAUAGUAGGUGGACUGGAUAACAAUCUCUCUCGCCCUAUUGGACAUUGGAUUUGAAAGACCGCUUUCAGCCAUUUUAUCGCUGCAUGUGCCACGUGACGACAGAGACACACGAGUAUGGGCAUUAGACGCGGGUAAAUACACUGUGGGCUUUCAUCUUAGGAGAUGACAGGUGGACACAUUUGGGAAGAUUGGAGCCUGUGAUCCUGCAGUCUAAAGACACCAUGGAGCAAGGCUUCAGCUUCAGCACACUGAAGAAGCUGGCGGCCGAGCCGGACCACACCGACAUGAGCUUGACGGCGGCAGAGCGCGUGCUGGCCCUCAGCAAGAUGGGCUGCAGCGUGGAGAUCAACGAGGAGAUCACGCCACGCCGCUACUUCCGCUCCGGCGUGGAGAUGGAGCGCAUGGCCGCCGUGUACCUGGAGGAGGGCAGCUUGGAGAACGCCUACGUCCUCUACAACAAGUUCAUCACUCUGUUUGUAGAGAAACUCCCCAGCCAUCGAGACUACCGGGAGUGCAGCGUGCCAGAGAAGCAGGUGAUAAUGAAGAAAUUGCAAGAUGUCGCAUUUCCACGCAAAGAUCAAUUGAGGAAGCUCCUGCAUGAGAAGUUCAACAAGGAACACGCAGCAUAUCUAAUGAGUCAGAGCCAGGCUGUGGUGGUGGAUGGCUGCGGCCAGCAGCUGCAGAGGACGUCUCUGGUAGAGCAGGAGAGACUGAGGGUGGCUCAGCUGCGCAGGAUGCAGAUGGAGGCGGAGCAGUUCCGCCACUUCGAGGACCAACUGCGCAGGCAGGAGCUGGCCAAUCGCAGAGACGAGGCGGUCGCUAAAGUGCCUGAACAAACGGACGGGUCCUGCCUGUCCCACUCCUCCAAGAACCAUGUUCGUCUCGACCCAAACCGCAAUCAACCUUCUCUCCCCAGCAGCAAGCCAGCAGCUACACUGGCUGGCGUACAUACUCAACUGGUUGAGGGCCUGAGGCGGGUCAUCAUUCCGAGAGACCUGACCUACAAGUUCUUGCUGCUCGCCGACAGCAACACAGCCAGGGGCAUAGAGACAUGUGGGGUCCUCUGUGGAAAACUGACUCAAAAUGAGUUUCUGCUGACCCAUGUGGUGGUUCCCAAGCAGUCAGCUGGCCCAGACUACUGUGAUAUGGAGAAUGUAGAGGAGCUCUUCAGUUUCCAGGACAACCACAGUCUACUGACUCUGGGCUGGAUCCAUACCCACCCCACCCAGACGGCCUUCCUGUCCAGUGUAGACCUGCAUACACACGGCUCCUACCAGCUCAUGCUGCCUGAAGCCAUCGCCAUCGUCUGCUCGCCCAAACACAACGAUACGGGGGUGUUCAGACUCACCAGCUCUGGCAUGGGGGAGGUAGCCCGCUGUAGACUGAAGGGCUUUCACCCACACUCCAAGGACCCGCCUCUCUUCAGCAUCUGUAGGCAUGUUGUUAUAAAGGACUUGAAAACAACCGUGCUGGACCUCAGGUGACAGAGAGGGGAAGGGAAGACACUCACCCCCCCUCCUCCUCCUCACCAUCACAAACUGGAUCUCCUAUUUAUAGCUUUGUUUACAAUGAAGGCUUUUGUAUUUUAUUUUUAAAGCACGUACUGUUAAUUGAAACUUCUUUGCAACACAUGGUGAUGAAUUGUUCUAAUGGUGUCGUUUUAUCAACCCUUUAUCCUAAAGUAUGUUGUUUUUUUUUGAUAGCUUAACAUGUCAAUUUGGCAGAGUGGAUUUUUUUGGGGGGGCCAGUUCUGCGUGUCAGAUUUGAUGUGGAAUUCUCCAGAGAGAACUACUUUAGCAUGCAGGCCUGCUGUAAAUGGCCUGAGGUGUUUUCAGUUUGAGAACUGGCUGAAGUGUGUGCACUUCAGUGUUAUGUGAAUGAUACUCUCCCAUGAAGGUAUCCUUACCAUUUAACAUUCCUGGAACUGGACACUAUGGGAAAGACUUGUAAAAACACAAUUAUACAGCAUUUGCACAAUUGAUUACAUGCAGAGAUUUGACGAACAAAUAAAAAGAAAUUGAUUUCUUAAAUAUAAAAUGGACUGGAUUUAAUUGUGAUGGCUCUGUGGCUUAGGACGUUGUUUUGUUGUCUUUUUAGUCUUAGUUAUAAUGAAUGACUUUUGGCCAGUUGGAUGUUAGCCUUGACAUUUUUGCGUUAUUUGUCUCGAGUCUUGAUUUAUUUUUGAGGUGUUGACCAGAAAAGAGAACCAUAACUUAAAUAUUCCUAAAAGUAGCCUGUCGAGGUGACAUGUCUUGUGUGGGGAGGAACAAACCAAAGUGCUCCGAGAAUUUGUAAGCAAAAAAACCUUAGGCGCCUUAAAGUAACAGUAGCUUUUUGCCAUUCAAGGGCCUUGACUACACAGAGCUCAGGUAUCGGCUCACUUUCCACGCCCAUGAAGCAUUUAAGUAGCCUGGUUCCAGACCUGCUUGUGCUCUCAUCAUUGUUUGGCUUGCCAAUGACCAUUUGAAACACCACAGACACAUCUGGGACCAGGCUAGCCUUUAAGCACGCCUCCCUGUAGAAAAUUGAGCUCUCCUUCUUUCACCUUUGGCAGAAGUGGGCGUGAGGGGAAAAUAACUUGUCACACCCCCUCACAGCAGUCCUGAUAAUGGCUUUGUCUUUCAUUUGACUUUAUAUCAGUACUACAGUGUGUUGUUGGACUGUUGCUACAGUGUGAUUAUCUGUCACAGUGGCGCUGUAGGAACAUGCUCUGUUGUAGUGGCUUUGUGCUUAGAAAUGGGAAAGACAACCAGUCAAUGCAGUGACUCUGCCACAAUUUUCCACUGUCAUUUUGGUAAUAAAACACAUACGGCUUUA